Molecule: messenger RNA, 1333 nt
Organism: Ooceraea biroi (clonal raider ant)
Lineage: Eukaryota; Metazoa; Arthropoda; Insecta; Hymenoptera; Formicidae
Gene: Dph5
Product: diphthine methyl ester synthase
Biological process (GO): protein histidyl modification to diphthamide
Molecular function (GO): diphthine synthase activity
Source: RefSeq, a predicted model, not a curated record
UUUCAACUUGUAUUAUUUAAUAGUGCAUAGAGUAACAUAUUUAUUUUUCAUUAUAAAUCAAUGAUUGAUUUUAGAUGAUGCUGAGUUUAGUUUGCACAUUACUGAGCAAAAUUUUUAUUUCAUGUAUAUCCAUCCUGUUUAGUCAAUACAAAAUCGGUAGAGUUGCUAUAUAGAUAUAAUAUAUCUAUGGCUGGUAGGCUGUUGAGCGUCACGUUGGAUGGUGUUGGAUGGUUUAUUCUCCAACGUGGUUCAAGCCUGUUUAAAAGGAUGUAUGGUUCGCAGCACAUUGAAUGUGAAGAAGAAUCAUGUUUUACGUGAUAGGAUUAGGACUAGGUGAUGCAAAGGAUGUCACCGUUAGUGGGCUCGAAAUUAUCAAGAAAUGUCAUCGUGUAUACUUGGAGUCCUACACCUCUAUCUUGACAGUACAACAAGAAGCUCUGAGUUCUACGGACGUUCCUUGAUCGUGGCUGACCGUGAGUUAGUUGAAAGUGGUGCGGACGAGAUAUUGCCAAAAGGAGAUGAAGACGUUGCUCUCCUGGUUGUGGGGGAUCCCUUUGGCGCUACCACACAUACAGACUUAGUUCUGCGUGCAAAGGAGAAAAACAUACAGGUAAAGGUUGUACACAAUUCCUCCAUCUUGACUGCAGUUGGUUGCUGUGGCCUGCAGUUGUACUCGUAUGGAGAAACCGUCUCGAUUCCAUAUUGGACGGAUACGUGGCGACCGGAUAGUUUUUAUGAGAAGAUAGCCUCUAAUAGACAGAGAGGGCUGCACACAUUGUGCCUCUUGGACAUCAAAGUCAAGGAGCCUACUCUGGAGAGUAUCUUGAAGAAAAAGAAAGAAUACAUGCCUCCGAGAUUUAUGAGUGCCAAUGAGGCAGCUAGUCAGUUGAUAGCGAUACUGGACAAUAAGAUUCAAGAUGAUUUAGCAUUCACACAUCAGAGCUUGGCAGUAGGCCUGGCGCGUGUUGGCUGCGAGGAUCAACAUAUUGUCGCUUGCUCUCUACAGGAUAUGAUGCAUGUCGAUCUAGGACCACCGCUGCAUUGUCUCGUUAUACCGGCCGAAAAACUACAUCCCCUCGAGACUGAAUUUCUCAUACAGUACGCUCUUGACGAGAGUCAAUUCAAACAGAUGACACAAUAAAUAGAACUGUUUUUUUACUUGACAUAUGAAAUAAUCAUUACCGAACUACAAUGAACGCAACACGCACAAUGUAUUUAUUUUAUAAAUGUAAAAUAUAUCGAUACAUUUUUAUGAUGCUUUCUGAUGGGAGAAGAUACAGACAAUUAUAUAGGAAUUUGCAUUAAAAAAUUUUGCUUUAUCUAAUUUAAAAAA